Molecule: messenger RNA, 913 nt
Organism: Ornithorhynchus anatinus (platypus)
Lineage: Eukaryota; Metazoa; Chordata; Mammalia; Monotremata; Ornithorhynchidae
Gene: ASCL3
Product: achaete-scute family bHLH transcription factor 3
Exons: 1
Coding region: 3-545 (180 amino acids)
Biological process (GO): developmental process; regulation of transcription by RNA polymerase II
Molecular function (GO): DNA-binding transcription factor activity, RNA polymerase II-specific; protein dimerization activity; RNA polymerase II transcription regulatory region sequence-specific DNA binding
Source: RefSeq, a predicted model, not a curated record
CAAUGGAUAGUAAAUGUUUCUCUAACCUCCCGGAAAUGCUGCCUGUCUGCGGCGACUCUCCCCACUUGCACACGACUCAACCUUUUUACCUGGACCCCAUCGUCGCCUUCCACCUGUACCCAGAGGCUCCCGUCCAGGCCCCUUAUUCUGACGAUCUUCCACUUCUCUCUCUGAUGGACGACUCGCUCCUCCCUGAAAACUACAGCGAACCCUGCCCCUUUGCUCUUCAAGCUCCUUACUCUAAUUUCGAGGUGGACGAGUCCUCCUACGGGCCGGCCUUCAUUAGGAAAAGGAACGAGAGGGAAAGACAGAGAGUGAAGUGCGUCAACGAAGGGUAUGCCCAGCUGAGACGUCACCUGCCCGAGGAGUACCUGGAGAAGAGACUCAGCAAGGUUGAAACCCUCAGAGCCGCCAUCAAGUACAUCGACCACCUGCGAUCCGUUCUGUCAGGGGAUGGAGCCGCGGCGAAGGAUCUUGGAGGGAAAGUCCAGGCGACGGUGGCAACUCUUAAUCACCAAACUGACCCCAUCUUUCGAAUCGUCUGAGCAGAAUCCGGAUCAUUGAAAAUAAAACCUCCAAAACUCCUCUUUGCCUAAAAAGCAGAGAAAUGACUCGUUCCCAGAUGAGCCCAACACUGAGAUCAUCCCCUCCGCGCAGUUAACUCCUUGAAAUCUGGCCUCUCUCUGGCCCCAUUUCUCCAUCACUGCACACAUGCACUGAAUUUUCAGCCCCCUUUUUGCCUCUGUAUUUACAGACAGAUGUGGUCCUGUGUUCUUUGGGCUUUAUAUACCUAUGCCAGUGUUGUGCAAAUGACAUUUUAUCCAGAUAAAGAGCCUGAAUCUUGUGGCAUUAAAGUGCAUUGAUUAGUAGAGUUAGGGAUUACUCAAUUGUGGUAUUUGUUAAGCACUUACUA